This is a messenger RNA of Pseudocercospora fijiensis CIRAD86, 342 nucleotides long. RefSeq lists its product as uncharacterized. The transcript is spliced from 6 exons. Lineage: Eukaryota; Fungi; Ascomycota; Dothideomycetes; Mycosphaerellales; Mycosphaerellaceae. Bases 1 to 342 code for a protein of 113 amino acids. The record is from RefSeq and is a predicted model, not a curated record.
AUGCACAGUAUCGCCAUCGGUGAAUUUUCUGUCCUGAGCGGUGGUAGGACGCGUUUCCGCGUCGCGCUAGACGGAUUUGGUCGACGUUUGCUCUUGGCUCUUCAUGCUGGGGUCAGUUCGGUGGAGAAAGACGCAUUGUCGAAUAAUAAUGUGUACAGUAUGAUGGUGGUAUGCCGGCAGCGUGAGAAUGCUGAAGAGCAGUUGGCCCGUGAGAUGAGCUGGAAUGCAUUUCUCCUUUUGCUUGGCUUGGUAGACAUGCUUUGCGUUUGCGUCAUCCUUGGCUAUAUCAGAACCUCGAUACUAAACCGAGCCCCAGCUACUACACGUGACCUCUUGGCAUGA